Messenger RNA from Lactuca saligna, 969 nucleotides. The record is from the annotation of a GenBank genome assembly. Lineage: Eukaryota; Viridiplantae; Streptophyta; Magnoliopsida; Asterales; Asteraceae.
AUGGGAUUAAAUCAGAAGGGAAGCAUUACUUUUCUAUAUGCCAAGCAUUAUUUGAAUUGGAUACAAAAUGCUUUGAGAACUUUACGUGAACUCAAACUUCUUCGACAUCUUAGACAUGAAAACGUUAUUGCUUUGAAAGAUGUAAUGGUGCCUAUGCACAAGACAAGUUUCAAAGAUGUUUAUCUUGUUUAUGAGCUUAUGGAUACUGAUUUGCAUCAGAUUAUUAAGUCAUCUCAAUCACUUUCAAACGAUCACUCCCAGUAUUUCCUCUUUCAGUUACUACGAGGCUUAAAGUAUCUCCAUUCCGCCAACAUCCUCCACCGCGACCUAAAACCCGGAAACCUUUUAAUCAACGCGAAUUGCGACCUAAAAAUAUGCGAUUUUGGGCUGGCCCGCACAAACAACAAUAAAGACCGAUUCAUGACCGAAUACGUCGUCACGCGGUGGUACCGGGCCCCAGAGCUUCUCCUCUGUUGCGAAAACUACGGAAACUCAAUCGAUAUCUGGUCGGUCGGGUGUAUUUUUGCUGAACUUUUGGGAAGAAACCCGUUGUUUCCGGGAUCCGAAUGUUUAAACCAAUUGAAAUUGAUUAUUAACAUUCUUGGAAGCCAAAUGGAGGAAGAAAUUGCAUUCAUUGAUAAUCAAAAAGCAAGAAAGUUUAUACAGUCGCUUCCGUUUUCACCUAGGGUUUCGUUUUCUCAGCUUUACUCUGAGGCUGAACCGAUGGCGAUUGAUUUGUUGGAAAAGAUGUUGGUGUUUGAUCCGUUGAAGAGGAUUAGUGUUGAUGAAGCGCUUAAUCAUCCUUAUAUGUCGUCGCUUUGUAGUCCGGGUAUGGAUCCUCCGGUUGAAGGUGCGGUGGAUGUGAAUAUUGAUGAGGAGUUGGGGGAUGAAGUGAUUAGGGAGAUGAUUUGGAAGGAGAUGCUUCAUUAUCAUCCUGAAGUUGUUUCUGUUUCCGUUGCCAAUCCGUAG